This is a messenger RNA of Sceloporus undulatus (fence lizard), 2579 nucleotides long. It is a transcript of the gene AKAP7, whose product is annotated as A-kinase anchoring protein 7. Gene Ontology annotation, molecular function: protein kinase A regulatory subunit binding. The coding region runs from base 1 to 762 and encodes 253 amino acids. Lineage: Eukaryota; Metazoa; Chordata; Lepidosauria; Squamata; Phrynosomatidae. The record is from RefSeq and is a predicted model, not a curated record. Gene Ontology annotation, cellular component: cytosol. The transcript is spliced from 5 exons.
AUGUAUCUUUUUCUUCUUGAUAGUGCAAUUGGUGCUUUCUUGAAGAGUAAAGGUUCCAUUGAAGAACUGCUGCAAGGAAAGCCUUUGGAUUUAUCUUUUCAAGGAAUUGAUCACUUUAGAAAUCAAGUUGGAUUUGUGAAGUUGACAGAGAACGAAAGCACAGCCACACUUUUGAAGAUAGCAGAGAGUGUGAAGAACAUAUUUCUGGAUAAGGGCAUCUGCAUAGAGGAUGAGAGAGCUUUUAAGCCUCAUUUGACCUUCAUGAAGUUGUCAAAAUCCCCAGAGCUACGAAAACAGGGAGUGAAAAAAAUCGACCCAAGUUUGUUUGAGAACUUCAAGAACCAUUAUUUUGGAGAUGAAUCCAUGAUACGUCUAGAUCUUUGCUCCAUGUUUAAAAAAAAGCAAUCUAAUGGCUACUAUCACUGUGAGUCCUCUAUCACAAUAGCACUGAGGAAAACCACAUGGGCUUCUGGGAAGGAGAAACAGCCCCUGCAUGUGGAACAUAGCAUCCAUCCUUGCGUCACCCAUAACCACGAUCUGCAAAUUGUUGCUCCAGGUGAGAAAAGAGGGGCAGAGCCAGAUGAUGCAGAAUUGCUGAGCCUCAGCAAAAGACUGGUGGAGAAUGCAGUUCUCAAGGCUGUGCAGCAGUAUCUCGAAGAAACGCAAAACAAAAACAGACAGAUUGAUUGUGGAACCGCAGUGAAGAAUGAGGAGCCAGCCCUUGGCAAUAACAUCGAAAAUGAGAAUGACAAUAGCAAAUGAAGGCAAAGGAGGAUUGAUUUUAUCACCAUAUCUGUGACUGCUCCCUGGGUCAGCUCUGCUAAACUAACGGGAUGUGAUGGUUAUUGUCGUUUAGCAGGCCUCUCUUUUGAACUAGGCAGUGCCAGUUACAGAGCUUCAUGAUCCAGAUGUCCAUGCUGCUGAGAAUAAACAUACUAUUGAAUGCUGGAAAAGAAGGCCAGACAAAGAAACAGGCAAGAAGGAUAGAGAGAGAUCAGACCAAGAAAGUGUCAGCUUUGUUUUAUUCGUCACUACAAAAAAAUUUUAAAAUUCCCCAUUGUGGUCUCUCUGUGCCCUGUGGAUGCAAAACAAGUGGCCAAGGAGGAUGGGUUAGCCAAAUCUGAAAACAAUGCCAUUCUGUUUUGCAGAACCAAACAACUCUUUACUUGAAGUGAAUUUCAAAAGAAGACAUUCUUUUGCACUGAAGAAAAAAAAUAGUGUUGUGAAGUGUCACAACUGUUACUGUCACCCAAUAUGUUAGUGAAUAAGAAUUGUUCAUGAAUAUCAUCAUAUCAUUAUGCUUCAUUUUAAGUAACAUUUGCACACACACAAAUGAUAUUUUUGGCUAAAUGUUACAUUUUAUAUUUUAAAAAAGCAUAUGGGUAAAAAGAUGACACAUCAUUUCUGUCGAUAAUAGAGUCCCAUUACAUUCUAAGGAACAAUUAAUUACAUGCAAAAAUGUAUUGUAAUGUUUUUUUCUCCCUCUAGGGAAGAGCCAUGAAGCCAAUGUACUCCAAGAAGCUUUGCACAGAGAAUUGUCGACUCCUUUGUCCAAACUGAAUAAGAUAAAGGUGCUUUUAGCAAGUCCAGCGAUUCGGAUGAAAAUGUACAAGGAACUGCUUGGAAAAGGACUUGUCAGUGGCAGCACCUAGGAAAGUGUUUCUGAUCCUUGCAUUUCAAGUUUCUUAAUUAUCAUUGGGGUAUGAAUCCCAUCUUCAUCAUCUUUUUUUAAUGAACCAUAUUUGUUUGCCACAUUUAUAUUGUUGUUGUUGUUGUUUUGAGGAGGCAGGGGUUUGAUUUUAAUAUAUUUGAAAGUAACAGACAAAAUUUAUUAUACACUAUAUUUCCAAUCCCCACCCCCCAAUUGUUUGUUAAGGGCAAGGGAUAAUCCUAACUGACUACAUUGUUAAUAAUCCCAAGAGAGUUAAAUAUUGAAGCACUAUGUUCCUUCAGCAAAACUGCAUGUAACUGGCAUUUUAACAAUUUAUGCUGGAAUAUUUACUGUAGUCUAAAAAUCCAACAUAUGAAAAACAAUAGGGUACAACCUGUGUUCCCAUCCUUUGAAUUUAUUACUAACACAGGGACACAUCUCACUUGGAGCUUCCUGUAUUUACAGUACGGUGUUUUAUUGCAAACUAGGAAGUGAAGAACCAAUAUUGUAGAGGGGUGGGGAAAGAGGAUCCAUGUGGAGUGAAAGUAUAUAUACUCAUCCAUUCUAUAGAUUCUUCCACUUGCACUGGCUCUGCCUCAGCACCAGUUUGCCAUGCAAACUACUGAGAAGAUGUGUGCUGGUUUCGGAUAGCAUUUUGCAGAUAUCAGAUACCCAGAAACAGUAUGUUAUAUGUCUGAAAAAGAUCUGGGCAUAAUUCGGCCAAAUAUCAGCUUUAAAGUUUCACAGGUUCUUAACUUUUACUGAAAUCUGUAAGACUCAAAACAAUGCACAACACUGAUGAGAUUCAGAGCAUGGCCUUUUGUACUUACAUCUUUUGGCUCUGGCCCUUGAUUCAUAAUUCUAUAACCAUUUCUUUCAGUAGCUGUAAAAUAACAUUUUAAAGCAAACCAAAAGAUUCUUUAAAUGA